AUGCUUAGGCAACGGAUGAGAUGUGAUGCCCCUCCUUUUUCACCAGCCGAUUAUGAUCAUAUUAUGCAAUGUGCUGAAAAAAAGCCUAGAGAUAAAGUUUUAAAGGAUUUAACAGAUAAAUAUCGAACAUCACAAAAACGUAUUUAUCAGAUCUGGAGAGGUGAAGAAAAAAAUAGGGUUGUCUGGAAUCAACCAAUUCAUAUGCCAACAGCUUUGCUUUCUAAUAUAAAUGUUGUGGAUGGGCGGACUGAGCCAGAGACCCAAGGCCAUGAUGUUUCUCCAUUUACAGAAUUGGAAAAAGAAAUAC
Racocetra fulgida is the source of this 307-nucleotide messenger RNA. The record is from the annotation of a GenBank genome assembly. NCBI's taxonomy places the organism in Eukaryota, Fungi, Glomeromycota, Glomeromycetes, Diversisporales, Gigasporaceae.